AUGUUUUAUUAUAACAUUUGUUUUUUCUUUGUUUUUUUUCCAGUCUGUUCAGAUCUAUCUAUCUAUUUCAGUCUGUUCAUAUCUAUCUAUCUAUCUAUCUAUUUCAGUCUGUUCAUAUCUAUCUAUCUAUCUAUCUAUCUAUCUAUCUAUCUAUCUAAAUGUUUUUUUUUAUUCUAUCUAUCUAAUCUAUUUUCUGUUCAUAUCUAUCUAUCUAUCUAUUUCAGUCUGUUCAUAUCUAUCUAUCUAUCUAUUUCAGUCUGUUCAUAUCUAUCUAUCUAUCUAUCUAUCUAUCUAUCUAUCUAUCUAAAUGUCUUUUUAUUCAUAUCUAUCUAUCUAUCUAUUUCAGUCUGUUCAUAUCUAUCUAUCUAUCUAUCUAUCUAUCUAUCUAUUUCAGUCUGUUCAUAUCUAUCUAUCUAUCUAUUUCAGUUUGUUCAUAACUAUCUAUCUAUUUCAGUAUGUUCAUAUCGAUCUAUCUAUAUAUGUAUCUAUCUAUCUAUCUAUCUAUUUCAGUCUGUUCAUAUCUAUCUAUCUAUCUAUCUAUUUCAGUCUGUUCCUAUCUAUCUAUCUAUCUAUCUAUCUAUCUAUUUCAGUCUGUUCAUAUCGAUCUAUCUAUCUAUCUAUUUCAGUCUGUUCAUAUCGAUCUAUCUAUCUAUCUAUCUAUCUAUCUAUCUAUUUCAGUCUGUUCAUAUCUAUCUAUCUAUCUAUCUAUCUCAGUCUGUUCAUACCUAUCUAUCUAUCUAUCUAUCUAUCUAUCUAUUUCAGUCUGUUCCUAUCUAUCUAUCUAUCUAUCUAUCUAUCUAUCUAUAUAUGUAUCUAUCUAUCUAUUUCAGUCUGUUCAUAUCUAUCUAUUCAUCUAUCUAUCUAUCUAUCUAUCUAUCUAUUUCAGUCUGUUCAUAUCUAUCUAUCUAUCUAUCUAUCUAUUUCAGUCUGUUCAUAUCUAUCUAUCUAUCUAUCUAUCUAUUUCAGUCUGUUCAUAUCUAUCUAUCUAUCUAUCUAUCUAAGUCUGUUCAUAUCGAUCUAUCUAUAUAUGUAUCUAUCUAUCUAUUUCAGUCUGUUCAUAUCUAUCUAUCUAUCUAUCUAUCUAUCUAUCUAUCUAUCUAUCUAUUUCAGUCUGUUCAUAUCUAUCUAUCUAUCUAUCUAUCUAUCUAUCUAUCUAUCUAUCUAUUUCAGUCUGUUCAUAUCUAUCUAUCUAUCUAUCUAUCUGUCUAUCUCAGUCUGUUCCUAUCUAUCUAUCUAUCUAUCUGUUUAACUUUUUUACAUUAA
Molecule: messenger RNA, 1263 nt
Organism: Acanthosepion pharaonis
Lineage: Eukaryota; Metazoa; Mollusca; Cephalopoda; Sepiida; Sepiidae
Source: the annotation of a GenBank genome assembly